Penicillium samsonianum is the source of this 783-nucleotide messenger RNA. RefSeq lists its product as uncharacterized. The coding region runs from base 1 to 783 and encodes 260 amino acids. The record is from RefSeq and is a predicted model, not a curated record. The transcript is spliced from 2 exons. Lineage: Eukaryota; Fungi; Ascomycota; Eurotiomycetes; Eurotiales; Aspergillaceae.
AUGAAUUGGACAGGCGGCCAGCUGCAGCGUCAUCACAAUCGCUCAGGCCUAUUGACCAAAGCUCAGAAGCAGAAUUUCGCCAGGUCGAGACUCCAAAAGGGCACGGUCAUUCCCCCGCCUUCGCCAUUCCGAAACUUCCCUGAUAUUGGAUUCAAGGGCUCGAGCACUAGGGACAAGGAUGAGGAGGCAGAGACAAAUGGAAAUCAAACUGUUGAGACUGCUUCGACUUUGCUUCCGCCAAUCCGUGUGGGUGUCCUCGUACUAACUCAUGAUCGUGCUGAUUCAAGAGUUACGGAAGAGCCGGCCUCACAUUUGACUGGUGGUCGCUCCUCUCAUAGUGGCAAUGACUUGACCGAGGUCAAGCGCCAACUGCUGAAAGAACCUGAUUGGGCAGCCGUGUCUGCCACACGUCCACUCGAGCUUUCAUUUACAUCUGUGGAGGAAGUCGAGCGGUUUGGGAAGCGACGAAAGCUAAAUGACGAGGACAGAAAACGGCUGGUAGCAGCUAACAACAAUGGGUCUACGUUUUUUGAGCGACUUAGACCCCCAAAAAGAGGCAGAAAUUCAUCCUCGGUGAUCGAUACUAUUGAAGAAGAUAUCCAGUAUAAGAUCAACGGACGACCAGUGGCGCGAUCCAAUGACAGCUCGGGGGUGGUCAUGAACAGCAUGUCAUCACAGUCAAUGCUACUUGACCAUGAAGGAUCUCCUAUUGUGGAACAGGACCUGGGGAAAGAGAACCUGACAGCUACCUGGAUUACCAAUCUGUUUCCCCGUUCGCAAUGA